Messenger RNA from Balaenoptera acutorostrata (minke whale), 817 nucleotides. Its product is annotated as integumentary mucin A.1-like. Lineage: Eukaryota; Metazoa; Chordata; Mammalia; Artiodactyla; Balaenopteridae. The record is from RefSeq and is a predicted model, not a curated record. Bases 53 to 817 code for a protein of 254 amino acids. The transcript is spliced from 3 exons.
AUAUGCCCCGUUAAGCAUCAGGGAUUUUAUUACUCUGCGAGAGAAGGGAAGAAUGCGUAUCAGGGAAUUCAUCACUGACUUAGAGUCAACCACUGACCUAGAGUCAACCACUGGCCUAGAGUCGACCACUGACCCAGAGUUGACCACUGGCCUAGAUUUGACCACUGACCUAGAGUCGACCACUGGCUUAGAGUCGACCACUGGCCUAGAGUCGACCACUGACCCAGAACUGACCACUGGCUUAGAGUCGACCGCUGACCCAGAGUCGACCACUGACCCAGAAUUGACCACUGGCCUAGAGUUAACCACUGACCCAGAGUCGACCACUGGCCUAGAGUCGACCACUGACCCAGAAUUGACCAUUGGCUUAGAGUCGACUGCUGACCCAGAGUCGACCACUGACCCAGAAUUGACCACUGGCUUAGAGUCGACUGCUGACCCAGAGUCGACCACUGGCCUACAGUUGGCCACUGGCAUAGAGUCAACUACUGACCCAGAGUCGACCAUUGACCCAGAGUCGACCACUGGCCUAGAGUCGACCACUGACCCAGAAUUGACCACUGGCUCAGAGUCAACCACUGACCCAGAGUCAACCACUGACCCAGAGUUGACCACUAGCCUAGAGUCGACCACUGACCCAGAAUUGACCACUGGCUUAGAGUCGACCACUGGCCUAGAGUUGACCACUGACCCAGAAAUGACCACUGUCUUAGAGUCGACCGCUGACCCAGAGUUGACCACUGGCCUAGAGUCGACCACUGACCCAGAAAUGACCACUGGCCUAGAGUCAACCACUGACCGAGAAGUCGACCUCUGA